Mauremys reevesii (Reeves's turtle) is the source of this 4117-nucleotide messenger RNA. It is a transcript of the gene ITGAL, whose product is annotated as integrin subunit alpha L. The coding region runs from base 1 to 4047 and encodes 1348 amino acids. The record is from RefSeq and is a predicted model, not a curated record. The transcript is spliced from 32 exons. Gene Ontology annotation, molecular function: integrin binding. NCBI's taxonomy places the organism in Eukaryota, Metazoa, Chordata, Testudines, Geoemydidae. Gene Ontology annotation, biological process: cell-cell adhesion; cell adhesion mediated by integrin; cell-matrix adhesion. Gene Ontology annotation, cellular component: integrin complex; external side of plasma membrane.
AUGGGCCUGGGCCCCGACCCCAGCCGCCGAAUUCCAGACCUAGCCGCCGAAGGAUCCCUCCUGGAGGAAGCCAAGGGCCAGACCCUGGGGAAGGAGCCCGUGAGAGAAGCGACCCGGUACCAGGACAGGGCGCCCGAGGGAGAACUGAACCUUGCGGGGUCAGAGGGUGGCUGGUGGCGAUGUCCCAUCGGGGGGGGGGGCAGCGCUCCUGGCGAGGGGGCUGCGGCGCGUUUACUCCAGGGGCACCGGGAGAGGGGUCUCGACUCGGGGCAAAGGGCACCCGGGACGGGCUCUGAAAUCAGCACCAGCGGACGGAGCCAGACCUGGGAGGACCACGUGUUCCAGGUUAGACGAGUGCUGGACCGACUCCGGGAGGCUAGGUUAACCGUCAAGGCUGAGAAGUGCAAGCGCCCCCUAGAGGCCCAGUCCACACUGAACGCUGGGGAUGUCCCCUGGGCUGCCCCAGUGAGCCAUGGCCCCAUGGCGGAGAAGGGGGCGGUGAAAGAGGGGAAGGAAAUGAGUGAACAGUACGUGACCCACCCCCACGCGGGACCCAGAGAAGUGAUGGCGCCGGACCCUGAACUGCGACCGCUGCUCGUAGCUCUGCUCACGCUGAACCUCCUGCGAGGGCCGGCCCCCUCCCAGGCCUUCAGCAUCGAGACCCACAACGCCACCAUCUUCGAGGGCGACGCCGACGCGCAGUUCGGGUACCGGGUCGUCCAGAUGCGCUCGAACGACUCGUCCUGGCUGGUGGUCAGCGCCCCCCUGGCGGGGAACGGGACGGGGGCCCUGUAUCGCUGCUCCUACCAUGCGGGGGCCUGUCAGCCCGUCCCCCUGCCCGACACCCCCCCGGUCUCCCUGGGGCUGGCGCUCGCCUCCGACGAGAUCUCCGGCUCCCGAGUUGUUGUGAGGGCUCUGCUACGUGUGGGGUUGGGAGCGCCCCAGGUCCUGCACCCGGCCAGCCAAGAGUGCAUUUCGGGGGUGGACGUGGCUAUUUUAUACGACGACUCGCACAGCAUCCAGCCCGAGGACUUCACGCUCAUGAAGCGAUUCAUCGGGGAGCUGCUCCGUGCCCUGGCGAGGCCCCGCGUCCAGAUCGCCGUGGUCCAGUUCUCCUCCGACAUCAACCACGUUUUCACCUUUGCCGACUACGCCGCCAAGGGCCUGGAGGCCGUGGAGCGGGACCUGAUGCUCUUCUCCCAUCUGAAGGGCAACACCCGCACCCCCUCGGCCAUCCUCUUCGCGGUGGAACAAACCUUCGCCCCCAAGAACGGCGCCCGGCCCAACGCCAAGAAGCUGCUGAUCGUCCUGACCGACGGGCAGUCCACGGAGGACAGCGCAAUCUUCCGCAAGGCCAUCGGGGCGGCCAGCGCGGCGGGGCUGGUCCGCUACGCCAUCGGGGUGGGCCAGGCGUUCUCCACGGCCGAGGCACACCAGGAGCUGCUCACCAUCGCCUCGCGGGCUGAGAACGUCUUACAGGUCGGGAGCUUCUCUGCCCUCAGCACCAUCCAGGAGCAGCUUCGCGAGAAGAUCUUUGCUAUCGAAGGGACGGCCCAGGUUUCCAACGCCAGCUCGUUCCAGCGGGAGCUGUCGCAAGGCGGAUUCAGCGCCGUGCUCACCCCGGAGGCCGUUGUGGUGGGGGCGGUGGGGGCCUACGACUGGGCGGGGGGGCUGGAGGAGUGGUCGGGAGACCCCCCCCUCGCGGCCUUCAUCAAUGAGUCCUCCCUGGGGCAGGAGGCCAAGGACUCGUACCUGGGCUAUGCCCUGGCCCUGGCCCGCCGGGGGGGCCGCGUCCUGUACGUGGCCGGAGCCCCCCGGUUUGGGCACGUCGGGCGCGUCGGAGUCUUCCAGCGCCGCGGGGGGCGGGUCGGAGACAGUGUCCUGGGGGAGCAGGUGGGCUCCUCCUUCGGGGCCGAGCUCUGCACCCUGGACCUGGACGGCGACGGCGACACAGACCUGGUUCUGAUCGGGGCCCCCGGCCACCAGAACCGCAGCCGGGGCGGCCUGGUCCGGGUCUGCGCCCUGCGGGGCGGGGGCUCCCUGAGCUGCACCCAGACGCUGUGGGGGUCCCCGGGGGACGGGCUGGGCCGGUUCGGGGCAGCGCUGGGGCCCCUGGGGGACGUGAACGGGGACGGAGCAGGAGACGUGGCCAUCGGGGCCCCCAUGGAGGACAAGGGCCGGGGGGCCCUUUACAUCUUCCUGGGGCAGCCGGGGAGACUGGCCCUGAGAGACCCCCACAGCCAGCGUAUCUCCGCCCAGUCUCUUUCUUCCACCCUCCGGUUUUUCGGUCAGUCCGUCCAGGGGCGGCUGGAUCUCAGCGGGGACGGACUCACGGACGUGGCCGUCGGGGCCCUGGGCCGGGCCGUGCUGCUCAGGUCCCGUCCGGUGAUCGGCGUCUCCUGCUCCCUGGCGCCGGAUCCGACCCAGAUCCCCCUGGACGAUGCCGGCUGCACAGGGGGGGCGAGUGGGGGGGCCGGGCAGGUCGCCCUGACCCUGUGCUUCAACCUCAGCCAGAUCAGCCUGGGGGGGCCAGCCGCCCUCCGCGCCCGCGUCUCCUUCCUGCUCCAGGUGGAUGCUGGGAAAUCAAACCCGCGGCUGGCGCUGCACGAUGGGACCUCGCGGCUCGUGGAGACCAUGCGGGUCGGCUCCGGCCCAGCCUGCACCACCAAAGCCCUGCACGUCCUGCCCUGCCUGGAGGAUUUCCUGACGCCGGUGGAGCUGCAGGUGAAUUUCUCGGUCCAAGGGGAGCCGAUCCCGGGCACGCAGGGUCUGACCCCCCUGCUGCUCCCCAACACCAACACCACCACCCACAUACAGGUUCCCUUUGAGAAGAGCUGUGGGCCGGACGAGGUGUGCGUGGCCGACCUGCGCGUCUCCUUCAACUUCUCGGGGUCCCCAGGUCUCAGACUGAGACUCCAUUUCCCGCUCAACCUGACGGUGCAGCUGGAGAACGCGGGCGAAAUGGCUUAUGGGCCGGUGCUGACGAUCCAGUACCCCCCAGGGCUGUCCUUCCGGGGGGGCUCCGUCCUGCAGUCCCACUGGCCGGUCUCUCUGGUUUGCGACGUUCCCGGUGCUCCUGGGCGUCUGUCCGUCCUCAACAGCUCCUGCCAGCUCAGCCCCCCGGCCCUGCGGGGCAGAACGAAGGUUUUCCUCCGUCUCUCUUUCCACGUCUCCUCUGUCACCGGCUGGGGGGACGACCCGGCCUCCUUCACGCUCCGAGCUGCCUGUCAGAACGAGAACGGGACCCUGGCGGACAACGCAGCCACGCGGGAGCUGCCGGUUCUGCGCCCGGUCGGGGUCGUCGUGACGGGGUUGGAGUCGAGCACCUACGUCAGCGUCUCGGCGGAGCUGCCGGAGCGCCGAGCCAUCGCCCACCGCUACCAGGUGCAGAAUCUGGGGCCCCCCGCUGUGCCCGUCGCUGUGACCUUUGAACUCCCCAUCCGGGUCGAACUCGGCUUCCUCUGGGACGUGUCUGUGAACCUCAGCGGUGGGGGACAGGAGUUCACAUGCACCCCGCCCCUGACGCUCCGAAUGGGGCCUGCAGCGCAGACCCCAAACGAACCAGUGACACGUGGGUGUCUAGGGGCGUCUGUCUGCACCCGGGUCCAGUGUCAGGUGGCGUCUCUGGCCAGUGGAGAAUCCCGCAGAUUUAACUUCUCGGGGGACCUGUACAGGCCGGAGGAUGGCGCUAAGCUGGACGCCCGCAGGCUCCGGCUCCGCAGCGAAGCGGCUGUCAGCAUCGACGAGAGCAAAUACUUCCAGAUCCAGCCAGAGGAAUUCCAGUAUAGCCAGAUCACCACGGAGGUGGAGUUAAUUUCCCGUUUCAACCCGGUCCCGGUGAUUAUCGGCAGCUCCAUUGGGGGCGUCCUGCUUCUGGCCGUGAUGGUCGGGCUCCUGUAUAAGUUCGGCUUCUUCAAGCGGAAUCGGCCCAUGACUGUGGAGGAGACCCCAGGAGGGGAGACUGUGUCUGGGGGUCCGCAGGGAAACGAGGCCCCACCAGAGCCCCCCACCGCGCAGGCAGCCACUGACCCUGAGGGGGUGUCAUGACACUGCGGUGGUGGUGGGGGGCUGGGAACCAGGGUUCCUGGGAAGGGAGUGGGGUCUAGUGGUUAGAGCA